AUGCCAGUGAAGAAGGAGAUAGCAGAAGAAGAAUUUGAUGAUUUCCUGCAAGAGUAUUUGCUCAACACAGACAUGGAGGAAAGCCCCGGACUGGGACAUGGCUGUAAGAUGGAUACAUCACCAAUCAAAGAGUCACCAAUGGAAAUGAAAGUGGAAGAAGAAUCUGAUCUCAGAGAAUAUGGUCACCACGGAUCUUCUCCUACAAGUAAUCUCAAGACCCAUAUGAUGAUCCAUACUGAAGUUAAGCCAUAUCAGUGUUCAGAUUGUGGAAAUACUUUUACUCAGGCAGCUCAUCUCAAAAGACAUCAGAUGAUCCAUACUGGAGAAAAGCCAUAUCAGUGUUCAGAUUGUGGAAAUACUUUUAUUUCAGGAACUGAUCUGAAGAGGCACCAGAGGAUCCAUACUGGGGAAAAGUUUCAUCACUGUUCAGAUUGUGGAAAGACUUUUGCUCAUGCAGCUUAUCUUAAAACACAUCUGAUGAUCCAUACUGGAGAAAAGCCAUAUCAGUGUGCUACAUGUGGGAAGGGUUUCAUAACCAAGAGAGGGCUUACUCUCCAUCAGAUGAUCCAUACUGGAGAAAAGCCAUAUCAGUGUUCAGAUUGUGGAAAGACUUUUGCUCACUCAGUUCAUCUUAAGAGACAUCUGAUGAUCCAUACUGGGGAAAAGCCAUAUCAUUGUUCUACAUGUUUGAAACGUUUCAGAACCAGCAAAGAUCGCACUGUCCAUCAGAGAACACAUACGGGAGAAAAGCCAUAUCAUUGUUCAGAUUGUGGAAAGACUUUUACCCGGGCAGAUCAUUUGAAGACACAUCAGAGAACACAUACUGGAGUGAAGCCAUAUCAUUGUUCACAUUGUGGAAAGACUUUUACUCAGAGCAGGUCUGAUCUCAACCCACAUCAGAGAACACCUACUGGAGUAAAGCCAUAUCAUUGUUCAGAUUGUGGAAAGAGUUUUACUCGGGCACAUCAUUUGAAGACACAUCUGAUGAUCCAUACUGGAGAAAAGCCAUAUCAGUGUUCAGAUUGUGGAAAGAGUUUUACUAAGGCAAGUAAUCUCAAGAUACAUCAGAUGAUCCAUACUGGAGAAAAGCCAUAUCAUUGUUCAGAUUGUGGAAAGACUUUUGCUCAGACAGGUGAUCUCAAGAAACAUCAGAUGAUCCAUACUGGAGUAAAGCCAUAUCAGUGUUCAGAUUGUGGAAAGACUUUUACUCGGGCAAAUAGUCUGAAGACACAUCAGAUGAUCCAUACUGGGGAGAAGCCAUAUCAUUGUUCAGAUUGUGGAAAGAGUUUUGCUCAGACAGGUAAUCUCAAGAUACAUCAAAAAACACAUUCUGGAGUGAAGCCAUAUCAGUGUUCAGAUUGUGGAAAGAGUUUUAAUCAGGCAUGUUAUCUGAAGACACACCAGAGGAUCCAUACUGGUGAGAUGCCAUAUCAUUGUUCAGAUUGUGGAAAGACUUUUCCUCAGGCACGUACUCUGAAGAUACAUCAGAUGAUCCAUACUGGAGAAAAGCCAUAUCAGUGUGCUACAUGUGGAAAGGGUUUCAAAACCAGUGGAGAGCUUACUGUCCAUCAGAGAACACAUUCUAAAGUAAAGCCAUAUGAGUGCUCAGAUUGUGGAAAGACUUUUUCUAAUGUGAGUAAUCUGAAGACACACCAGAGGAUUCAUACUGGACAAAAGCCAUAUCAGUGUUCAGAUUGUGGAAAGACUUUUACUCAGGCAGGUCAUCUCAAAACACAUCAGAUGAUCCAUACUGGACAAAAGCCAUAUCAGUUAAAGCCAUAUCAGUGUUCAGAUUGUGGAAAGACUUUUGCUCAGGCAGGUCAUUUUAAGACACAUCUGAUGAUCCAUACUGGGGAAAAGCCAUAUCAGUGUGCUACAUUUCACACCUUACUUCCCACCCCCCUCUACUCUGUUGUCCAAUUACCUUUCAGUUCACACCUCCUUUGUGGAGAUUCUGCAGAACCAUCACAAGACUUAAUGCCAGUGAAGAAGGAGAUAGCAGAAGAAGAAUUUGAUGAUUUCCUGCAAGAGUAUUUGCUCAACACAGACAUGGAGGAAAGCCCCGGACUGGGACAUGGCUGUAAGAUGGAUACAUCACCAAUCAAAGAGUCACCAAUGGAAAUGAAAGUGGAAGAAGAAUCUGAUCUCAGAGAAUAUGGUCACCACGGAUCUUCUCCUACAAGUAAGUAG
Messenger RNA from Sardina pilchardus (European sardine), 2190 nucleotides. Its product is annotated as zinc finger protein 420-like. The coding region runs from base 1 to 2190 and encodes 729 amino acids. Gene Ontology annotation, biological process: regulation of transcription by RNA polymerase II. Gene Ontology annotation, molecular function: RNA polymerase II cis-regulatory region sequence-specific DNA binding; DNA-binding transcription factor activity, RNA polymerase II-specific. The record is from RefSeq and is a predicted model, not a curated record. Lineage: Eukaryota; Metazoa; Chordata; Actinopteri; Clupeiformes; Clupeidae. The transcript has 6 exons.